Messenger RNA from Sinocyclocheilus rhinocerous, 3835 nucleotides. RefSeq names its product solute carrier family 40 member 1 (gene slc40a1). The coding region runs from base 286 to 1974 and encodes 562 amino acids. NCBI's taxonomy places the organism in Eukaryota, Metazoa, Chordata, Actinopteri, Cypriniformes, Cyprinidae. The transcript is spliced from 8 exons. Gene Ontology annotation, molecular function: iron ion transmembrane transporter activity; peptide hormone binding. Gene Ontology annotation, biological process: iron ion transmembrane transport. The record is from RefSeq and is a predicted model, not a curated record. Gene Ontology annotation, cellular component: basolateral plasma membrane.
GGCUGUGUGGUAAACACGGUGCUCGGUUGCGUCCGUGAGCGCGGGUCUGGCCCUUUCGGGAUUUAUAUGUUUUUACACAUUUAGUCGUUCUAGAAGAGGCUAUUUCUCUCCAACUUCAGCUACAGUGAUAGCUAAGUUUGGAGAGGAGAGAAGGGAAAUAUUCGUGAUUUUGCGCAGGAAAUAUUUGCAGCGAGGAUUUACUUUUCUUCUUCAACCUGAACAAUACAAAGGAAUUUAAAUCCUAAAUAAUAAAACCGAACAAAUACAAUCGAUUUUCAACGCACAAUGGAGAGCGCUGCAUCUAAAAAACCUUGCUGUGAAAGAGUCGGCGAAUUCUUCAAGUCUGCGAAAUUCCUCAUUUACCUCGGACAUGCCCUGUCAACAUGGGGGGAUCGGAUAUGGAAUUUUGCUGUGGCUGUGUUUUUGGUGGAGCUGUAUGGCAAUAGUUUACUCCUCACAGCCGUGUAUGGACUGGUGGUUGCGGGGUCCGUCCUCUUACUGGGCGCUAUUAUUGGUGACUGGGUGGACAAAAACCCCAGACUGAAAGUGGCGCAGACAUCUUUAGUUGUCCAGAACAGUGCUGUCAUUCUUUGUGGUGUCCUUCUGAUGGUCGUUUUCCAGUUUAAAGUACAGCUUACUACCUUGUACAAUGGAUGGUUGCUGACUACAUGCUACAUUAUGGUCAUCACCAUUGCUAACAUCGCUAACCUGGCCAGCACAGCUAUGUCCAUCUCCAUCCAGAGAGACUGGGUUGUGGUUGUGGCUGGAGAUGAUCGGAGCAAAUUGGCAGAUAUGAACGCAACUGUAAGAAUAAUCGACCAGUUAACCAACAUUCUGGCUCCAAUGCUUGUGGGCCAGAUCAUGGCAUUUGGCUCCCAUUUCAUCGGCUGUGGUUUUAUCUCGGGCUGGAACCUGUUCUCCAUGUGCUUGGAGUACUUCCUGCUUUGGAAAGUUUAUCAGAAGACUCCAGCACUUGCCUUCAAGGCAGGACAGAAGGACGCUGAUGACCAAGAGCUGAAGCAUCUGAACGUACAAAAAGAGACUGGAAAUAGUGAAAACCCAGUUGAAGGCUCCCAGUUGAUGAAUGAAACCGCUGAGGUGAAGAAGAACACCAGUUGCUGCUACCAAAUGACAGAACCCAUCCGCACCUUUAAGGAUGGCUGGGUGGCCUACUACAACCAGUCCAUCUUCUUUGCUGGAAUGUCUCUGGCUUUCCUCUACAUGACCGUUCUGGGCUUCGACUGCAUCACCACGGGCUACGCUUACACUCAGGGCCUGAACGGCUCCGUGCUCAGUCUCCUCAUGGGAGCUUCAGCUAUAUCUGGAAUCUGUGGAACGGUGGCCUUCACCUGGAUCAGAAAGAAGUGUGGCCUGAUCAGAACCGGCUUCAUCGCUGGAGUCGCCCAACUGUCUUGCCUCAUGCUCUGUGUAGCAUCUGUCUUUGCUCCUGGCAGCCCUUUUGACCUCAGCGUCUCGCCCUUCGACGAGGUCUUGAAACAUCUGUUUGGAGACAGCGGCUCGCUGCGUGAGAGUCCUACUCUUGUUCCUACGAUUGAACCGCAGAUCCAGAUCAAUGCCACUGUUUUUGAGGAAGCCCCACAAGUAGAGUCCUACAUCUCAGUCUGUCUUCUUUUUGCUGGUGUCAUUGCUGCUAGAAUUGGUCUUUGGUCCUUUGAUUUGACCGUGACCCAACUGAUCCAAGAGAAUGUGAUUGAAUCCGAGAGAGGCAUCAUCAACGGUGUCCAGAACUCCAUGAACUAUCUUCUUGAUCUCCUACACUUCAUCAUGGUCAUCCUUGCACCAAAUCCAGAGGCCUUUGGCCUUCUCGUGAUCAUCUCGGUUUCCUUCGUUGCGAUGGGACAUAUGAUGUAUUUCAGGUUUGCCUAUAAAAGCCUCCGGAGUCGACUCUUCCUGUUCUGUUCACCCGAGCAGAAGCCUGAUCCCAAUAUUCCCUCACUUCCAAACUCCGUAUAACACUUAAAGAGAUCGUAGGCCAAUUUCUACUAGAGUAUCGCAUGCGGUGUUAUUCGAGAACCUCGUCAGGAACCCGUUCCAUCUGUUUUACUAACAUGCAUGCUUUUGCUGCUUGCAGCGCUUGUGCAUUGAGUACAUAGUCUUUUCCAUUAGCUAAAAUAACAAAGGCAAGAAGGAUCUCUCCUUAGUGUAGCUUAGAAUAGAAAUAUGUCAAAAAAGCAUGCAGUACUUCCCUCUAUCAUACUUUUUGUUCAAGGUGCUGUAAAAUUGCCUGAGAACUUAUCACAGGGGGAACAUACAAACACGAACUCUGGUUCUUAUGGACUAUACAUGCUUUAAUUACUUUUGUAAAAGCUCCAAAGCAAAAAUGGGCAUAUUUAUUCUACUUUUACAUAUUUUAUUAGUUUUUCGACUUUAUGGUUGCAGUUAACCUUCAGACUAGUUUUGCAACACGCUUUACUUAAGAUAGUGUAGUUUUUGCCCCUCAAUGCUUUUUGCAAGCCAUGGUUAAAGUCUCUUUAAUAGUUAUUUGGAGUGUGCUAGUUAUUCAUUCAGGUAUACUUGUAUGAUGCUUAUAUAUUUAUAUACAUGUAGUCAGUAUUCUGUAUCUCAGCUUCGGUGGUGCUACAUUGUUAUUAUAACUCCUCUGGAACGCUAUGUAGACAUAUACGGUUUGUACAUGUAACCAAAGUGGAUUUUUUUUUUCACCACGUGGAAGUGAGGGAAAUGCAGUGGUUCCUUGUGUUAGACAUUCCGAAUAUUAUUGGUGUGAGAUUUAGGCCCUGAUACACUCGCCCCAUUGCAACUAGAGUUUUUAGUACUACAUUUGUUUUUGUCUUGUUUGAUUUGAAAGUGAUUUCAGCACAUAAUUCUUGUUUUUACAAAGAUUGUUACACAAGCACUUUACAUGAUUACAUUUUGUCCAUUACAAAAUAAGCGCAACAAGACACUUCAGGUAUUAACAUUUUUGCACAAAAUAGUAGCAGUUCUGCAUCAAAACUUGGAAUUUUUUUUUUUGAACAAGAUUCUCAUAUCGGUUUCAAAAUUGCAACUAAAAUGGGAUUUUAGAACUAGCUAAUCACCCAAACGCCCUCGUGAGUUUACUGCCCUGUAAGUGACACCACACCUCAGUUUUCCCUUCAUUCAAAUCAUAUGCUAAUCUGAUGUUCCACAGCACAAACUAAACAUUACAGACCUUCCUAUGAGCCACAAAAGCCAAAAUCAUUCAGGUACUAACAUCCUUUUGACAACCACCGCUGGCUCGACAUAUAUAUUUUGUAAUAGUUGUGUAAUAUUGAUGUUGGGCACCAGCGGGAAUCCACCAUAUUCACAGAACAGAGAAGGGAUUAUUAAGUCCAGUGUGGUUUGACUUCUGGUUUGAAGUUCAGCUGGUCACAAACACAGGUGCCAAGAUUUCACUAGUUAAAUAAGCAUUUUUAACUUGUUUCAGGAUUACAUCACGAGGCCCUUGCGAACACAGUCAGUUUUUAAACACUUAAUUGCUUCAGUGCAUACUGUCUGUGUUUCUGUGAAUGUAAAGCCUUAUUUACUUCUGUAAAAUAUUUUUAUAUUCUUGUGUUGACUAGUUUGAUUUGAAUUCAGUUUUGUCCUCCUGUGUAACACCACACAGAAGAUCUUACCCUUGACAAUUACAAAAUGAAACAUUUUGCAAAAAAUUGUACUUAAAACCUAGUUGAAUGUAAUGUAAGAACAAAUGUACAUUAUUUUUUAUGGAAGCAUACUCCUGUUGUGUGGUAUACUUGCAAUAAUUGUGGUUCACACUCCACUGCAGGGGGAAAUAUACAACUCAAGACUUGUACUCCAUCUCACUUCAACCGAAAUAAACAGAUUUGUAUCCAAA